Messenger RNA from Chenopodium quinoa (quinoa), 2074 nucleotides. RefSeq names its product transcription factor HEC2-like. NCBI's taxonomy places the organism in Eukaryota, Viridiplantae, Streptophyta, Magnoliopsida, Caryophyllales, Amaranthaceae. The transcript has a single exon. The record is from RefSeq and is a predicted model, not a curated record. Gene Ontology annotation, molecular function: protein dimerization activity; DNA-binding transcription factor activity. Gene Ontology annotation, biological process: regulation of DNA-templated transcription. The coding region runs from base 531 to 1322 and encodes 263 amino acids.
AUGCAUUGUAUAAAAGAUACAUGCAUACAUUAUGAAAAAAAAAUUAAAAAAAAAAUAAUAAUUUCAUUUUCAACUACUUUGUGAUAAUUAAAAAGUGACUUCUAGAACAAUUUCUAAUUUCUGAGAUAUGAUAAAAUAUGUAUUCGCAGGAGCAUUUAAUUGAACAAUACAAUUAUUUUUGAGAUAAAAUAAAUUAUUUUUUUAAAAGGAGGGAUAUCAUAAAAAUAUUAAACAACUUGUUACACGUAAAUUGGUUUCUCUAUAUAUGCCACUUUCCUUAAGUAGAUACUGUUCCAAAAUAUCAGUGCUAUUUUUCAUAUUUUUUUCUUCUUCUUUCUCUUUUUAUCUUUAUAUCUUCCUUUCAUUCUCACUCAGAUUUCUGAUAACACUCUCAGUCUAACAGACUAAACACUCUCUUCUCUUUACCUUCCCCAUUACCUGCUUUUUUCUCUUCAAUAAUAACUCUUUUUCAACAGUAUUUCUGCUUUUUCUUACCUUGUCUACCAGUCACCUGAGUUGACACCUCGAAGAUGGACAUUGACCUAUUAAAGUCCACACCGGAUGACCAAAUUGACAUGAUGCUAAGGACAAUGCACAUGGACAAGCCCACCUCCGAUAUCACCUGCCCGCCGCCUUACCUCGACACGAAUGCAAUGAUGUCAUUUACCGGGGGUGGUAGUGGUAGCUUACCUCAUCAUAUCACCUCAUCACCACCUUUGCUAAAUUCUCCACAAACAACCUUAUCUUUCUCCAACAAUAACAAUAACAACAACAAUAAUAAUAAUUUGUCGUCUUCAUUAUUGCUACCAAAUUCAUUCCCUGCAUACAGCAAUAACAGCAGUGAAAAUGUAACAUCCUUUCCAUCUUCAGCAACAUCAUCGCCCUCAUCACAUAAGCAAACAUCUAUGGCAGCGAUGCGAGAGAUGAUAUUCCGAAUAGCAGCGAUGCAGCCGAUCUACAUCGACCCAGAAUCAGUAAAGCUGCCUAAGAGAAGAAAUGUAAGAAUCUCAAAGGAUCCGCAGAGUGUUGCUGCUCGGCAUAGGAGGGAGAGAAUCAGCGAGCGAGUUAGGAUCCUGCAGAGACUCGUACCUGGAGGUACGAAGAUGGACACUGCAUCAAUGUUGGACGAAGCUAUUCAUUACGUCAAGUUCUUGAAGAAUCAGGUGCAGUCCCUUGAGCGAGCAGCUGUCAAUAACCACCGUCCCAUUCCGGCCUCUACCGGGCUCGGAUUUCCCGUGGCUGUGGCUAGCGGCGGUAAUGGUUAUCAUCAAGUUCAUAUGAAUGUUGCAACUCAUAAUGUCCAGCAUUAUUUAGAUGCAUGAUGAAUUUUAGCAAAUUCAAUUUUUUAAGAGUUACACAUGAGGUUCUUUUUUUUUUUUUACUUGUUUUGUUUUGUUUGUUGUUGUGUUCCAAGUUUUUCUUUUAAUGUUUAGUUUUAAGGUCAUGCAUUAUUGAUGUAAUUUGUUUAGGGAGUAAAAGUUGUAAAGAGAAAGAAAUAUAUGCUUAAUUAUAUGGGGGGGGGGGGGGGGAGGCUGUAAAGUGAGCAAAUUGUAAAGGAACUGUUCCAUUGAAAUUGGUGUACUCCCUUUCAUAUUCUUAUGGAUGAAAUAUCUAGUUUUUUCUAUGCUCCUCUUUUUUUUUUUUUAUUAUUAUUAUUAUUAUUAUUAUUAUUUUUCUUAGCAUGAUAGCAUCAAUGUUGAUAGCUAUGCAAGAGCUGCAGUACCUGAUGUAGAUAGAGGUGAAAGUAAUUCUAUUUAAAAUAAAACUGAAUUAGUAUUUGGUUUUUUUUUUUUUUUUUUUUUUUUUUUUUUUUUUUUUUUUUAUAAUUUGGAUUAGUCCAAUUUGGAAAAAUAAAAAAAAAUAUGGUUUACAAUUUGGUCUCGAUUUGGGAUUAAUAUAUGACUUGUUUAGGGUAAAGAAUAUCCCUUCACGUGGUCCAAUCCUAUAGUGACACGUUACCCAAUAAAAGGGCGAAACAUGUCCUAAUAGGAAGACGACACGUGGCAGAACAAGGGAGCACCUGAAAAAGAGAAGGCCUCCUUACAUCAGGAGGCCCAAAUCUUGAAAAAGCGUC